UCCCUCAAGAUGCAGAUCAUUUGUGUUUUUUGACACUUGCAAGAACCUAGCUGUCAAUUGUGUCGAUUUGGUCUACAAUUCUUCUUGAUUUUUAUAUUUUUAUGUAACAUUUUAUUGAUAUGUGGUCAUUAUGAAAUUGAGAUGGUUAAAUACUGUAGAAAUCUCCAUUUAAGGAAAACUGACUAUUAUUUCGAUUGAAAAUAUCUUUUACGAUGAGCAUCAAGUCAUUUGAUUGCAUUCCUGUCUUGGAAACUUCCCAGCUGCUCGCAGAUCUGAGACCUCAAACUAAAAUUCAGAUUGAGAGCAUAGAGUCAUGUGGAAGUGAGCUCUUCUUAGGAACCUACGAUGGUCUGAUCCUGGUUUACAACAUACAGGAAAGUCUGGAAACGGGUGGGAAGACAAAAUGCUUUGCCACAAAAAACAGAGAGCGCUAUUUAAGCACCAGAAAGCCUAUCAAGAGCAUCAAAGCAGCCUCAGCUAGUGAACGACUGCUCAUUAUGAGCAACAACACAAUUUUCUUACUGUCAAUGUCGUCCCUCGAGCCUGUCGGAUCGCAACUGCAAGGAGUCACAACAAUUUGCGUCAAUGAAAAUCCAUCAGACAUUGAUGAUCCUUUUGCCACUCAAAUUUGCGUGGCGACUAAAAAGAAAAUUGAGGUUCACAAUGCAAAUGAGUCAAAGUUCUCUCUAAUCACGGAUGUUGCCACUUCGGAGCCUGUUGUGCACUUGGGAAUAGAUGGAUCCUUCAUAUGCGUGGCUCUUAUGACCAAGUACAAGAUCUUCAACUUUAAAACUAAGGUUGUCCAAGAACUGUUUGAUUUUCCUCCAGCUAAUUUCUUUCCCAUCGUAAGAAGAAUACAGCAGGGUGAAUUUUUACUGACAGCUUCCGAAGGCCUUGGAAUGUUUGUUACAACGGAAGGAUUGUCAAAUCGAGCACCAAUCCAGUGGAUGGUCCAUACAAAUUUUGACUCUGGAUCUUCUGGCGUCAUUGCAACAGCUUAUUUUCAUCCUUACAUUUUAGCACUGUGUGGAAAUUUCAUCGUAGUUCACAGUAUAUUAGACCAGCAGCAAAAGCAGUCUGAGCCCUUCAGCGGAGGCGUUGCAUUAGGAAAUUUUGAUGGUCGAUUGUACGUUUGUACCUCAAAAUCAGUUUACCGACUCUGUCCAGUCGCUUGGGAAAAGCAAGUCCAGGCUCUCCUUUGUGACAAGAAAGUUGAUGAGGCUCUCGAUCUGAUCCAAAACGCCAAUUAUACAGGAUAUUCAAGGGAGCAAUUUGAAAAAAUGAGCCAAAGAAUAAAGCAGCAAGCGUCUUUCAUUUAUUUUUCUUUGAAGGACUUUGACAGAGCAAGAGAAAUGUUCAUUGAAAGCAACGUUGACGUCAGAGAGGUUAUUUCGCUCUUUCCAAAUCUACUUCCACAAUCAUCUUCGUUUGUGAGAGCAAUUCCACCCCUUCAUGAAAUUGCAGACGUUGACCAGCUAUUCCAGAAAGACUCGGAUGCCAUUUCAGAAGCACAAGUCUGCCUUCGACAACUACUUGAAGAUUUAAGAGAUCCAUCAGCUCCAGUUGUCUUACACCAAUUUGAACUAGACACAGCUCUUGUCAAGUUAUACGCCGAAUCCAACAAAGACAGCCUUGCAGCUUUUAUUUUGGCCGGAGAUGUCCAGUGUGACACCAAAGACUGUUUGCAGUGGCUGGAGGAACUAGGCUGCUUCAACUCUGUUGCCCUUCUGCACAAACAAUCCAAAAAUAAUGAGUUGGCUCUUGAGUACUGGGCUCGAUUGGCAUCUGGCGAAAUUCAGGAUGAUAGUUUUCAAGGCAUGGAUUUCUUUGCCGAGUGUCUAGCAAAUACCAAAGAUAUGGAUCUAGUUUGGAGACAUGCAGCUUUUGUUUUAGACAAGGAUGAAGAGUCGGGAGCCAAAAUAUUCACUUGCCGGAGCACGGACCAAAAUCACAUUCCUCUAGACGUAGAUAAAAUUGCAGAGUACUUGCAGAAGUAUCCUAGAGCACUAGUCAAUUAUUUGGAGUAUAUUGUGUUGGAGGAGAAAAACCAAGAUGAAAAAUUUCACUCUCGUCUGGCAGUUAUUUAUUUGGAUUCGUUAUCAAAGAUGCAAAAAAACGGAGCCUCCCAAGACGAGAUCCUGCGCAUUCGAAAAAAAUUCCAACGAUUCCUCCAAGAAUCAAAUCUGUAUCGGGUGCAAACAGUGCUUGCUAAAAUCAAGGGCAUGGGGUUGGACCGUGAAACAGCAACCCUGCAUGGCAAGCUCGGUGAGCACGACAAAGCGCUGACAAUUUUGGUGCACAGACUGAAAGAUUACACGGCUGCUGAAGAGUACUGCGAGGCUAACUCGGUGGGAAAAGACAAAAAGUCCAGUGAGGAUCUCUUUCACAGCUUGCUCAACUGCUACUUGGACCAGCAAUUUGACAGUCAAGAUGAUAAAAAUGAAUUAGUCAAGCCAGCACUGGAUUUGAUCAAUCGGAAGGCAAAAAUGUUCAAUGUGGCCAAAGUUCUGGAGCGCCUGCCUCAAGGGAUUGCUGUGCCUGUUGUCGACUCUUUCCUUUGUGGUGCCCUGAGGUCGUCAAUGCACAAGUUUCGUAUGAAAAAAGUGGAGGCAUCUUUGGCCAAAGGCGAGAACAUUCAACGGAGGCACGUCCUUUACGAGCUCCACAACAGUACUGUAUUCCUGCAAGAUAAUAAUUAUUGCUUUGUGUGCAAAAAACCAUUCCAGGAUGGCUCGUUUGCGCGAUACCCCAACAAUGUGAUCACACACAUCGCCUGUGCCAAACAAAAUGAUGUGUGCCCUGUCACGGGGAGGAUUUUCCGCUCUCCUGAUAAGCCCGAUCGCUCAUUUCCAUCAAGCUGAAUCAUUCAAUAUAAAAUGCUAAGCCUAUGUUUUUACGCCCAUAUUAUGUAAAAGCCGUAUGUUGUAAACCCAUAAAAAACAGAGAAGUCACAUCAGAUAAUAUAAAUCUUGUUGAAUUGGAUUUCUUGAAAUAAAUAUAUUUCAAUUCAUUAUUAUUUUA
This is a messenger RNA of Neocloeon triangulifer, 3021 nucleotides long. RefSeq names its product transforming growth factor-beta receptor-associated protein 1-like. Lineage: Eukaryota; Metazoa; Arthropoda; Insecta; Ephemeroptera; Baetidae. Bases 213 to 2861 code for a protein of 882 amino acids. Gene Ontology annotation, cellular component: membrane; cytoplasm. The transcript is spliced from 17 exons. Gene Ontology annotation, molecular function: protein binding. Gene Ontology annotation, biological process: intracellular protein transport; endosomal vesicle fusion; vesicle-mediated transport. The record is from RefSeq and is a predicted model, not a curated record.